Giardia duodenalis is the source of this 4026-nucleotide messenger RNA. Its product is annotated as putative Phospholipid-transporting ATPase IIB. Gene Ontology annotation, biological process: endocytosis; retrograde vesicle-mediated transport, Golgi to endoplasmic reticulum; phospholipid translocation. The transcript has a single exon. Lineage: Eukaryota; Fornicata; Diplomonadida; Hexamitidae. Gene Ontology annotation, cellular component: plasma membrane; trans-Golgi network; endosome. The record is from RefSeq and is a predicted model, not a curated record. Bases 1 to 4026 code for a protein of 1341 amino acids. Gene Ontology annotation, molecular function: ATPase-coupled intramembrane lipid carrier activity; nucleotide binding.
AUGGAACAUCUAUCCAUCAGGUUCCGUGGUGUCUGCGCAGACACCACGGAAGCACCCAUGCCCACCAACAAGAUUAAGACCCGGAAGUACAAUUGGAUUGUUUUUCCCUUUGUUGCUGUCCUCAAACAGUUCCGGCUUUUCUUCAACCAGUUUUUCUUGGUUCUAGCCUUUCUCCAGCUCUAUCGCCCUCUUCAAGUUGGCCUCGCCUUUACAUACUACCUUCCUCUAUGUUUCAUUGUCCUAGUCAGUGUUGGGCGCGAAUUGUAUGAUGAGCUGAAUCGAGCAAGACGUGACAAGUUAGUCAAUAGUGGCAAGUACAAUAUCAUUGGCCCCUAUGGACUCGUUCCUACCAAGUCCGAAGACAUUAAGGUUGGAAGCAUCGUGCUUCUAGAGCCAAAUCAGAGGGUUCCCGCGGACAUCGUUAUCCUCCAAGCCGUGGAUCAUUUGUAUGUCAAGACAGUCAAUCUGGAUGGGGAAACAGAUCUAAAGGUCAAGAUGCCUUUGCUUGGUACUGUCGAUAGCCCAGAAACACUGGCAGCACCGGACCUGCUCUCUGCAGUCCUUGAUUCCAUCCACGUUACCUAUGCCAAGCCAUCGGAUAAUCUCUAUCACUUUUCCGGGGUUCUUCAAAACGCACAAACUGACGCUGUAAUUGGACCCAUUACAGUUUCUAAUGCAAUCUGGAUGAAUUGCAGUCUUGCGCGCGGAUACGCAACGGGAUUGGUUGUCUACACAGGGAAGAGCACACGCAUUAUGCAGAACCUUGGACGGCGACGGGUUAAACAAGGGUCUCUCGAUGUUGAGCUGAACAUGUUUGUCAAGGGCAUGUUCAUUUUCUGUCUGCUCCUGUCAGCGCUGGUUACAUUUGCCACCACAACCAGAAGUAUUAUCGUCUUCGUUCGCUGGAUCAUAAUCCUCAGCUCGAUUAUUCCAUUGGCCAUGCAGGUUUCCUAUGACUUCGGCAAGCUCGUCAUGGCCGGAAGUAUUAAGCGGGACGACACCAUAAGUGGGAUUGAGGUCAGAUCAACCGAUCUAGCUGAAGAGCUGGGCCGCAUUAGCCAUGUCUUCAGCGACAAAACAGGGACUCUGACACGGAACGAGAUGUGGCUCCAUGAGGUUGUUGGAGAAAAAAAGCCCAGCUUGUCUGUCCACGUAUUUGAUAAUUACGCUAGCGAAUUGCAGCGCAUCGUCCUCUUUGCAAUCAUGACAUGUCACAACGUCGAGUUGUUCCGCGAGGAUCAGGAUUCACCAGAGCAAGAUACCGCCCUUAGGCCAAGAAGGAGGAGGCAGCCAAGAACUUGCUCAGCAAGCACUAGUCAAUCAUCUGAACAGAGAACGUCUCAGGAGCCAACUAGCUUUCUCGACGCGAGCAUCUCUGAGGCCAUCGGGCUCGAAGAUCGAUCUCAGCCUGUGCAGACGCUCUCACUUUCCGAUUCACCAACAGAAUUGCUCUUUACGCGCCGCGAGAUUGACGAAAAUCUGAUCCUUAAUCGAUAUAUUGGCUCAUCUCCCGACGAGGUUGCAAUAAUAAGAAGCAUGCAUGCGCGGGGCUAUAUACUGGAAGAAAAGUCACAUAAUCUUGUACGCUACACUGCUAGUACAGGAUCUCAAGAGUUUGAGCUUCUUCAUACCUUUCCAUUUACAUCAGAGACCAAGCGCAUGUCUGUCGUCACUCACCACAUUGCUACCGGAACCACGUUUAUUUUCGUUAAGGGAGCAGACACAACUAUUGAGGUGUUUGCCAAGUACUGUCCAUGGCUUCGAAACACCGUCGAUGCUUUGGCAGGGCUGGGGCGGAGGACCCUCGUGUAUGCGUACCGCAUGCUCGAUGAUGACGACCUUAGUAAUUUUCAUUCAUCCAUUACUGCUGCGUCUGCAGAUCUGGCAAACCGAGAUUCCAUACUCGUGAAAUGCGAAGAGACUCUGCUGACAGGGGUGGAGGUCUUGUGUGUAACAGGAAUCGAAGAUCAGCUCCAGCUCAAUGUGAAGGCAACGAUCCAGGAUCUGAAAAGAGCAGGAAUUAAGUUCUGGAUGUUGACCGGAGACAAGGUUGUGACAUGCUUGAGCAUAGCCCAGUCGUGCGGGUUGCUCCCAAAUACAGCAGUCAAGAAGCAUACCAGCAAGCUUCGUGCAUCCGAGAAUACCGCGCCUUUGACUACUCAGUCGCUGCAUCCUGAGGCAUGUAAGUAUCCAACUACUCCAUCUCUAGAUGCUGUAUCUAUUCCUACAAGAUCUGAGAUAGAAGUGGGCCAAGAGGAUAAGACACCCAUGGCAAUCCUCCGCAGAGCCAUUCGAGAUGAUCCCAAUUCCUUUAUGAGUGUCACCUCCAGAAGAGAAAAGCGGCUCAAUAGAAAGAAACGCCCAGGGUCUCUUGUUUUAGCAAGCACGUGCUAUGGGCGCUUGAGUGAGCAUAUCUACUUCUUGACGGAGGAGCUCACCCCUGUUGAAAUAGUCUCCGUUCUGAAAGAGCUCUCUCAAAUGGUUAGCUUCACACAUGAGGUUACCAUCGUCAUAGACGGAUCAGCGCUGGAGAAACUCCUCGGUAACUACCCCGUGGACUACUUCUACACACAUGCAAUCCAUCCCAUCACUGGGAACCUUCUUCCUUUGCACUCGUGUGUAAGGAUCUGGAGGAGAUUCACCCGCUGGUUACUUAUCUACCUUACAGGACACCCCAGACGCGGUAAGGGGAGUCUUGGACCAGAUGCAGAGACGCGCGAGCUUUUUGCAAAUAUUGCUAGCAAGGCAGAAACGGUCCUCUGCUGCCGCUGCACACCAACGCAGAAGGCCCUUGUUGCAGGCCUCAUUUCGGUAUACACAGGCAGCAAAUCCCUAGGGAUAGGCGAUGGGGCAAAUGAUGUUCCCCUGAUCGAAACUUGCUCUGUCGGCAUAGGACUGCGGGGCAAGGAGGGCAACCAGGCGGCCAACGCAGCAGACUAUGUGAUGACAGAAUUCCGAGGACUGAAGAAGCUUCUGUUAUGGUAUGGCAAGUGUAGCUACGUGGGUAGUGCACAGAUAUGCCAGUUUAUCGUCCAGCGCGGGGUUGCGCUAUGCUUGCUCCAGAUUUGUUUCACCUGCCUUUACUUUUUCACGUCUCUCGUUCUUCACACCGGGGUACUCCUCUUGGGAUACGUGACGCUAUUCACAAUGUUUCCACCGUUCAACUAUUAUAUUAACGAAGAUGUGGACUACCAACUAGUACUAAAAUACCCAGAAAUCUAUCGGAUUACGUCGCGUGGAUCUAUUCUGAACCUUAAGACAUUUUUUCUCUGGACAUUUAGUGGCUUUAUUAUAGCAGUGGUAGUGUUUCUUCUUGCAUACAUCUUCUCGUCGUUUCCCAUUUCUGUCAGCAGAUUUACGUUUUUCAGCUUCGCCAUACUGCUGUGGAGCGAGCUCUGCCUGAUCCUUGUGACUACCCAUCGCUUUUCCCUUAUGCUCCUCGUUGCCUUGCUUCUCAGCUACUUGAUGCUAUUCUUGGUUGUUGCCAUUUAUCCGGGCUCCUUGACUCGUAGCGAAGUGUUUUCUCUAGAUAUGUUUUGGCGCUUAUGCGUAACAAACGCAAUAUCGACUGUACUGCUUUUUGUCGGUGAACGCAUCGUUCGCCGGUUCUCUAAACCAAACGUGGUCCGUAUUCUCAGAUCAAUGAGAAAGCCAGUUUAUUGUGCUACAUGCAAAGUUCCACGGUGUUGCACGCGUGAGUCGCAACAGAAUGUGGCUGUCAUAGGCAAGCCUUCUUUCAACCAAGACCAUCCUGGCCUAUCUCGCAGCGUCUUACGAGAUCGAAGUAAGCCCAUGUAUAGAGCAGGCUCUGGGAUAAAAACGGAAUCCGAAUCUGGCUCGGGGUGGCCCUCUGGUAUGGUAGUGACGAGCAAAUCCCACAGGCGACCCUCUUCAUCGAGCUAUGUCCGUCUUCGAGGCAUUUACAUUCUAAGCUCCACUGGGAGACACUUCUUCAAUAUGCCGGAGAGUGUUUUCAACAUCCUCACGCUCAGGAUGUGUCGUCGUUGCGUCAGAAUAAAUUCUUAG